Molecule: messenger RNA, 1776 nt
Organism: Sphenostylis stenocarpa
Lineage: Eukaryota; Viridiplantae; Streptophyta; Magnoliopsida; Fabales; Fabaceae
Source: the annotation of a GenBank genome assembly
AUGGUUCACAAUGUUGUGGAAUGCAGUCUAAAAAAAUUUAAACCCUAUCAGUAUCAGGAUAUACCAACAGCCAUGAUGAAAUCAGCCCCAGAUUACUGCUCUGUGUACGUAAUUUCCAAAUUGAAGAUUAUGUCUGCUCGAUCAGCGGUACGGUCAUUGUCAAAAACUCUUGCCUUACCGAAAUCAGGUUCUCUGCUGGCAAGUCCACCUACUGAACCAGAAGGUGGACCAGUAAGGGGACAGCCACCUAGAAGUCGGGGCAAUUACGAAGGAGCAGCAGAACCAAAGGUAAGAGAUAGGCCAAGGAGUGCGGGAAGUAGUAUGUCAAUAGAAAACAUUGAUAUAAACACUCGUCCACGACAUUGGUCAAUGGAUGAUAGAGAAAUUUCAGGGAUUGUGGAUGUGAGUAAACUUGAUCCUGGAGUAUCAGAUUCCUUCGGGAUGACAUCUCCUCAAUCCUCGAAAGAACUUGAAGCUGAGAUGAAAAGAUUGAGGCUUGAACUGAAGCAAACUAUGGACAUGUACAGCUCAGCUUGCAAGCAAGCAAUCUCAGCCAAAAACCAGGCGGAAGAGAUUCGUCAAUGGAAACGGGAAGAGGAUCGCAAGGUUGAGGAAGCGAGGUUGUCUGAAGAGGCAGCUCUUGCAAUUGCGGAAAAGGAGAAGGCUAAAGCCAAAGCUGCAAUGGAAGCAGCUGAGGAGGCCAGGAAAAGGGCUGAACAGGAAGCACAGAGAAGAAAGGAUGCAGAGAUGAAGGCCAGGAGAGAGGCAGAAGAGAAAGAACGAGCAUUAUCUGCGUUGGCUCAAAAUGAUACCCGGUAUAGAAAAUACACCAUAGAGGAGAUUGAAAUAGCAACAGAAAAGUUCUCCCCAUCAAACAAAAUUGGCGAAGGUGGAUAUGGACCAGUGUUUAAAGGCCACCUUGAUCACACCCCGGUUGCAAUCAAAAUUCUAAGGCCUGAUGCUUCUCAGGGCAUGAAGCAGUUCCAACAAGAGAUUGAGGUACUAAGCUGCAUUAGACAUCCGAAUAUGGUCCUUCUCCUUGGUGCAUGUCCUGAGCAUGGAUGCUUGGUGUAUGAAUACCUGGAUAAUGGUAGCUUAGAAGAUAGAUUGUUCCGGAAAAACAACAGCAGGCCAAUUUCAUGGAGGAAACGGUUCCAAAUAUGUGCUGAGAUUGCAACUGCACUCCUUUUCCUUCACCAAAACAAGCCAGAACCUAUUGUGCACCGAGACCUCAAACCAUCCAACAUUCUUGUGGACAGGAAUUACGUGAGUAAAAUCAGUGAUGUUGGUCUUGCACGUUUAGUCCCUCCUUCUGUAGCUGAUAGUGUGACACAAUAUUACAUGACUUCGGCUGCUGGAACCUUUUGUUACAUUGAUCCUGAGUAUCAACAAACGGGAAUGCUAACAACAAAGUCAGAUAUAUAUUCCCUGGGGAUAAUGCUACUCCAGAUAAUCACAGCCAAGCCUCCCAUGGGCCUUGCUCACCAAGUUAGGAAGGCAAUUGAAAAGGGCAGGUUUGAAGAAAUGCUGGACCCUGUGAUCACAGAUUGGCCAGUGGAAGAGGCUCUAUCAUAUGCCAAAUUAGCAUUGCAGUGUGCCGAACUUAGCAAGAAGGACAGACCAAAUCUUGCAACAGAAGUUUUGCCAGAGCUUUACAGAUUAAGCGAACUUGAAUUUACUCCACAGAAUGAUCGAGUUUCUCUUGGCACUGAUGAUACGCUCUACAGCUAUGACACGCGUCCUCUCACACCCCCACAAAGUCAAUACUCAGACUGA